This is a messenger RNA of Panicum virgatum (switchgrass), 1411 nucleotides long. Its product is annotated as putative ATP-dependent RNA helicase ECM32. The record is from RefSeq and is a predicted model, not a curated record. NCBI's taxonomy places the organism in Eukaryota, Viridiplantae, Streptophyta, Magnoliopsida, Poales, Poaceae. Gene Ontology annotation, molecular function: helicase activity. The transcript has 2 exons. Bases 158 to 1411 code for a protein of 417 amino acids.
AAAUUGUUUAACCAUAUAUGCCCCUUUCACCUUUGGCAGUAAAAUUCAAUUGAGAAACCAUCAGGUAUGUUGGUUUAUAGGUCUCCUUGAUUAUAGGUGUUUUGGUUUAUUAAUUGACGGGAUUCUAAUUUAUUUUGUGAACACCAGAAUCAUCGAAAUGCUACCUGGCCAAACUUUGUUCGAAGAGGUGCUAUCAUGGUCAGUUCACGACAUUUUGAAGCAGCAACGGGCCCCUUUUAAGGUGGAGACGAUUCCCAAUGAAUUUGAAAACCUUCUGGUCUAUACAAAGGCAUUUCGUUAUCCAACAAUAGAAGAGAUUUGGAAUCAAAUCUGCUCUGGCAUGGAUACCAUAUCCAUAGGCCUAAAUGUUGGCCUAGAUGUUGAGAAACUCAAGAACAGCAGCAGGCCAAAUAAAUACGAAGUCAAGCUCAUUUUGGGAAAGGUAAUGAAAAAGGAUAUGCCAAAAAGAGGAGAUAUCAUGUUAUUGUCAAAGAGGGGAUUGAACUCAAGCGACCAAAUUAUCAAGGCUGGCUCCUUUUGCACUAUCCUAGUGGUUACCUUGGUCAACGACCAUGUAGAGGACUAUCCAGCAUCAAUGCAUGUCUGGCUGUCGCAGUCACCAUAUGGGGGCAGUCCAAAUGACCAAACUUCCUACCAAGUUAUGCACCUGACUAAUCUGAUCACUUUUGCACAUAGUUGGGAAGUCAUUACAGGAGGUUUCAAAGAAAAUCCACAUAUAGUCGAUGCCAUGUUGGCUAGAAAUGAGAAUGUGGACAAUAUGCUGCAGGCUGAUGGAAAAUUCACAGAUAAGGAUUUUGGAUUGAAUAAAUCACAGAGAGAUGCAGUGGAAAGUUGCUUUUCAGCCUCUGAAUGUUCAAAGCAUUCUGUACGUCUAAUUUGGGGGCCACCUAGCACAGGUAAAACUAAAACAGCUUUAGUGUUUCUGCUUAUGAUUCUAAAGUCUCUAAGGACACAUAGAACUCUUGUAUGUGCUCCAACCAACACAGCUCUCGUACAAUUGGCUUCUCGUUUUGUUUGUCUACUUGAAGAGUCCACUGAAACCAGCUAUUUACUUGUUGACGUCAUUAUGUUUGGGAGUAAUAAGCAUAUGGACACUAAUAAUAACCUAUCAAAAAUUUUAUUGGACCAUCGAGCAAAGGAAAAACAUGCUAGGAACAAACUCUUGGAAAAUGCAAAACUUGUAUUUUGCACUCCUUGUGGUUCAUCUAGGCUCACAAAAAAUCAGCAAUACGACACCUUGGUUAUUGAUGAGGCAGCAUACCUAAAAGAAUGUGAGUCGCUGAUCCCUCUCGCAAUUCGUGGGAUAAAACAUGUGGUGCUUAUUGGGGAUGACAAGCAGCUACAACCAGUGGUUAAGAUCCCGGUAUGUCUUCACUAUAAAACCAUUUGA